Messenger RNA from Eleginops maclovinus (Patagonian blennie), 7067 nucleotides. RefSeq names its product BICRA like chromatin remodeling complex associated protein (gene bicral). NCBI's taxonomy places the organism in Eukaryota, Metazoa, Chordata, Actinopteri, Perciformes, Eleginopidae. Bases 2321 to 4705 code for a protein of 794 amino acids. The transcript has 12 exons. Gene Ontology annotation, cellular component: SWI/SNF complex. Gene Ontology annotation, biological process: positive regulation of DNA-templated transcription. The record is from RefSeq and is a predicted model, not a curated record.
AACCCGUGCGGUGAUGGCGAGGAAACCCCGUUGACAAGGCACUGCUUUUUCAUGACGGUGAGUUUCCCUUUGAGUGUAUUAUAAUUUUGUGAUAAAAAUUUCAAGGAAAAAACACACACAACCUCCUUCCUCCCUUCCUUCAGGGAGGGAAGAGAGUUUGAGCGGAGAGAAAAAUCUAUCUGAGACAGAACAGGGACAGUGAGAAAAAUAUAUGAGUGGGAGAGGGAGAAGGAGGAGGAGGAGAAGGAGGGGGGGAGCAAAUUAAAAGUUGCCAAAUGGAGAUAUUGGGUUUCAAGAGGAGUGAGACAGGAGUAAAGGGUUUGCCUCUUUGAGUCGUCUUUAUGUUGUGAUAAUCGGGAUAAAUGUUUACGGCUUGACACGGUUUAGUCCUCUGGCAUUUUCGACGAAUCCACCCGACGUUUUCAAAACAGGCGUCGUCGACACCGCAGCUAGCUAGCCAGAACAGGCCGGUGUUAUUCGUUAAAAUGUUACGGAGCUUCGAGUCCGCAGAGCUACCCGACCAGAACAAGGGCUUGUACGGAAUCCCCCGGUUGAAACGCGUCGGUUCUGUAUAUCGAGACAAAUGUGACGUUUUUCAUGCUGGCAGAUGAGCCACAUUGAGGACAAAUGAAAGCCUCCCCAACAGAGAAAGAAAGAUCACGUCAGCGACGAGCAGCCACAGGCUGGACGUCGGGCGUUUUGUGCUGCUUGAAUGCGAUUAUCUUUCUGUCGAUUCAGUCUAUUUUUGGAAAUAAAACUUGCAAGCUGUACAUUAGCUGGCUUACUUAGCGAUACCAUGCAGCCCUUGUAGCAGGACUGCAGCAGGGACUAGCUUGGUCUGCGUCGAAGCAUUCAAGCUAGUGCGGAUUUCGGAGACUACGAAUUUAAGCCCUCAAUUAAACAAACUCUUUAAAUGUAUCGGUAACGUUAACUUUAUGUUCGACAACACAAAUCAGAACUGGCGACAAGUCUGCAAAUCCUCUGCCUUUGAGCUACUUAAAACGCUAUUUUUGUCAGCUUAGGUACUUCUAGCUCUAUCGUCUUUUUAAAAAUGUAAUGUAAGCUAACCGCUUAACUGUAGUUUACAAUUAGCUUAUAUUUUGCUAACAUUGGUAACGUUUAAAGUAACACAUGAUGUGCCAGUUAUAUACAUCGAUAGAUGACAGAAACAAGUGUAGUGUUAUUUUUGUAUUUUAUUUGACCUACACAGUACACAUAUGGAGCUUAUUUUGUGAAAUAAAACGUCACUGUUAAUCGUUUGGUUUCCUUUUUUUGUUGGGAAAGGUCGAAAUUGCUUCCUCACAUUUGUGUAGCUUUGGGUCCAAUUUUAAAGGAAAAAGGAGCCCCUCUGUCUGUUAUAGCAUAUCUCCUGAAAAGAAAUUGUAGCAAAUUCAGUGUGGAUAUUAAAUAAAUUACAAUAUUCUAUACUUGAGGAAGCGUUAGGUUGGUUUCAUAGUAUUUAAAAGUCAUGGUUCUGUCAGUUUCCAGAGCCUAGUUUGCACUGCAGCCCUGUCGUUCUUUGUUCUCCCUGAACCAAAGAUGGAGGCUGAACGUGGUUCUGUUGUAAGGACAGCCUAUUGCAGGGUAACAGCCAUUUUGUAGCAUUGCAGUUUCAUCUACGCAGCAACAGAGUGUAUUUCUCAAUGACUUUACAGAUUACAACAUAAAAUCCUUUUAAUAAGUUGCUGGAUGAAUGAACAAAUUAUUUUCUGACACAUAAGCUACAUUCCCUCGCCAUGUGCUCCAUAUUUCGUAAAUACAAUUAUAACAUUAAAAUAGUAACCUCAUAAGAUAUUCAAACACUCAUUACCCAUUACUCAGCUGCAUCAUGAUUUGGCCUGUAGUCCCUCUUAUAAUGAAGCACUAAGAGCGCUGCAUACCUUUGCAGGCUGACAACUUAAAGCCAACACCUCUUUCUAUGUAGAAACUCAAAACAACUAUGGUAUAUAAAUGGAGCAGCAGGGUGGAGUUAUUUACACUCUAAUGGCCAUUUUCAGUCUGUGCAGACAACCAAUGUGGGACAGCAGAGGAGGGUAAUGGGUGGGAGUUUUGUGUGUGAGACAAAUAUCUGUAGGAGGGGAUGAAGGCCAUCCUGCCCUUCACUAUACAGAUUUACCACAGCACUGAAUAACCUAUUUGUAUUCCUCUUCACUCCCCACACGUCACACCCAUAUUUUCCUUAAUCUCGUCCAUCUCGUUCCCACACCCUGUUUCUCACAUGUUUAUUUACUUAAUACUAAAUGCAGUUUCUCAACCUGCAGCCCAGAAAACAAAGGGUGUUAAAUGACUGAAUCCAUGCUUCCUGCUGGAAAUCUGUGUCAUGGAUGAUGAGGACGAUCGCCAUCUUCUUGAUAUUUUAGGAGAUGUGGAUGCUUUAAAUGACUAUCUCCAUGGCAGCAACAGCAAGUCUAUUGAGGAGGAUGAUGUAACAAAUGCAGCUUAUGGGUCGGAUGGGUCCUUCUUUUCGAGUGACACGGCUGGCUCCAACUCUGGCCUCAAGGAUGGCUCUUCUACAAUGGGUGAUUUCGGCGAGGAUUCAACAGGGGCAGGCCUUCAGCUCUCCGGUAGCCUUUCAUUUAUCGAGGAUGAAUUGGGGCCUGGGAAUUCUCCCGGAGGGGUGGAUCUUGGGGGCGAGGACCAGCCCUUUGACAUCCUACAGAAGUCCCUUAUGGAGGCCGACAUCACAGAGCAGACGUUGGCCCAGGAGGCCUUACUGGACUCCCAGCCUGCCCCCACUCUGGUGCAGGCUCCUGUACCCUUCCCCUCCCAGCUGGUUUCUGGGGGGGGUUAUGGCGGAGGAGUUGUAACCACAGCGACAGCUGCUUUCCCAACAGGCCAGUUCCUACAAGGUGUUUCCCCGCUGCCCAAUGGCUCCGCCCAGCACAUCCAGGUGUUGGGCUCGUUCGGGGCAGGGGGUGGUGUGAUGACUCUGAGCAACUUGGAGAGAACUCCCCAGCUCGUGUUGAGGCCCGGUGCGCCUGUAGCUGCAGCAGGGGCCGCAGCAGGGGGGCAGGUCUUCGCCCCUACUCAAGGUCAGGUGGGCUUACCUUACAAAAACAUCCCCCUUCAAAACAUCAUCAUACAGAGAGGCCCAGGGGGGACACAGACUCUUGUUAGACCCAUCCAGCCUAAACCCCUCCAAACUGGGGCUCAGACUGUGUACAGCCUUGGCCUUCAGCACACUUCCACCACCAUGGCUAAUGUAGUGAACGCUAACACUGCUACUCCUGGGGGGCAAUACACAGCCAAUGGCUCUAUUGUAGUGCAGCCAACCCUGGAGCAGCAGCAAGCGCAGGCCCAGACAAAUCUCCAGCCUGGACAGUUCUUACUGCCCAACUCCUUGGCUCUUACUCCUGCUAGCAGUAUCCAUAACGGCCCUACUGACCCCAACUCAAACCCCAUGAUUACCAGUCAGAACGCUGUGCAGAUUCUUCAAGGGCAGAACUUUACUCCACAGCAGGGAGGACAGCUCAUUUUGAAUCAGGGGGUAGUCAGCAGGAGUCAGAUUGGAGGGGGUGUAACUCAAACAUGGACAGGGGUUUCUUGUGCGAACCCCGCCCCCAUGCAGACGUCGUGCUCUGCCGGGCGGCUGACUCUGGUGGGUCCAGCAACGACGGGGAUCGGCGGUCAAGGCCAAGUGCAGGGGGGCCACGUUCAGCGCCUUCUGGUGACACAAACUCAGAAUUUCACUUCCCUGUCCCCUUUAGCCAGUACUGUGACACAGGAAGACUACAGACAGAAUGCUUCAUCACCUGCCCUCAAUCAGGUGCAGCUCAGCAGCAUCCAUGCCAUGACAACAAUGACUCAAGAUUCAAAGAUAAACUCUCAGAUCAGUGCUCAGAAGAGACCUGCCCUUCCACCACUUACAAGAGGAGAAAUGAUUUUACAGCAGUUGAGGAAGGAUCAUGCUGGAGUUCAGACCAUAGAUCUGCGUCGAUUUCAUUCAAUUGAUGAUGCACUGCAGAGACUCCUCCCGUACCACGUGUUCCAGGGAACUCCACCCAGCCAGGAGGAGUUCUCAGAGGUUGAUGAAGAAUUUGAAGUAGUUGCAACUCAAGUGCUGAAGAGGACUCAUACUAUGGUUAACAAAUACAGACGGUUACUUAUGGUGGAAGCGGAGCGUUCAAGUCCGUCAUCAGAAAUGGUGAUGAUUGACAGGACGUUCAACCAAGAGGAGCGCAGCAACCUGACACAAGACAAACGCAUGGUACUAGUAGAUCCAGACACAUUCUUGGAAGAUUUCUGUUGUGGGAGGAAAUCCAAACUAUUCCAAGAUCCCUCCCCCUCCAAGUCAUCUUCCAGCUGUAGCCAGAAUACGUCGGACAUAGGCUCCACGGAGCCAUCGCACAGGACAGACUCCAAGCCCGGGUUUGGAGACCCGGGAGGGGGUGAAGGUGCAGGACAAGGUGCAGUAGAUAAACUCCACCCUCCGCUAUUAGAAAACAAGAGUGUCCUGGAACUGAAGCGAUCUCAGCAACACUACGGGCCCAGCGGCAACAACAGCCUCCCAGCUGCCAACAGUUAUCCCCAAGGUAACCCCUCCCCUUUCACAGCAACGUCAAGAGGACAGACGCACUACCAGGGGUCUCACCACCUCUCUGCGCAACAGAUCCCGCCCGAGUUCCCACCUCAGCUCUCCUCCCCCCCCCACGCCGACACAGACUCUGCUCUCGAGGCGGCAGUCAACAGCAUCUUGGAAUGUUAAGACUGAUAUCAUCCCUAAUGUAUCGUUUCCCCCCCCCGUGUAUUAAUCUCCCCUGUUAUAAUUGUUGUUUUCCCCCCAAAACAUCUGUGUGAAGAGAGGUUUUCUCCGGCCAUGUAGCAUGUAUUUAGUUUGUCUUUUUUACCCAUUGUUUCCGGAGGGGGUUUUGAGGCAUGAAAGCACUUAAUAUUACCUAUAAAAACCGGGAAUGUGUGCAAUGCAAUGUACUCACAGACGGAAAAUGUUUUGAUUAAUUUUAAGUUUUUAGAGUCUGCCAUUACAGUCCCUUGAAUAUAAGAGUCCCUCUCUUCACACACGUUAUUAAUAUUUUGUGCCAGUUAAUUACCCCCCACUACCUAUGCUGAAAAAGGAGGAACAAAAUGAUGACUUUGUGCCUAAUUGUAGGUUUUUAUUUAAGUGUUUACAUGAAGGAGCUCUAUUCAAAAAUAUCCACUGCUUCUGUUUCUUCCUGCAUUACAAACAUACACACAGGCUUUUAGUACAACCUGUGUGGUAGAUUCAUGGUUCAGAGGUGUAGAUUUCCUUAGGUAAGCUCAGUAGGGACACAAUCACAUAGACAAAUUGCACUAAACAUACUGUUGCUUAUUUCAGGAACUAUAUGAACAUGUGGCUUGCUGAUAUAACGCUAGGCUAAAUAGAAUGUGAAUAUUUGGAACCGAAACCAAAAUCUGUUCUCCUGCUUUCAGCUGCCUGCAACAAGGAUAACCUCUUAAUCACUCUAGAAACCAGUCAAACUAGUCACAUAUAAACAUGUAUAGUAGUGUUACUGUACUCAGCAAUGCUUUAUUUCUUGUGCUCAAGUCACAGUUUUUUGGCAUUUUUUUCUUUUGUACCUUAAAGGUAUGCAAGCCCCGACACAGACACAGGACAAAUACUCAAUCUCAAACACUUUUAUCAUUUCACAGCGUGUUGUGUCAGGGGGAGUUUAGUCCUCAGAUUGAGGAAGAUAUGUUACAGUAUGAUUUUUCUUUUAAAAAUUUUUCUUUCCUUGUAUUUUUUAAAAUUGACAUUAAAAACAGUUUGUUGUUCCCCGGCUUUGUGAAGAUGACAAUAUGGUCAUUAGUUUAAAUGAUCCUGAAGGGUCAUUGAUUGUACGUAUGUUGAUCUGCCUUCUGCAUAUAAUUAUAUACUGAUCAUAUCCAGCUAUCUAUGCUUUACGACAGUGACAUGGCAGAGUGUGUGUUAAUCAGGACACAUUCACAUGGUCUAUGACUAUGUUUUCAUCUAGUUUGGUUGUUUGAUUACCUUACUCUUGACUUUGUUCACGUUCACUCGAUGAUUUCAUCGCUUUACAGUGGUUCUUUUAAGCAUCUCCUCUCUUUUACCCUUUCAGCAGCGCAACCAAAAUUCAAAAUAGGAGAGAAAGUGGCUUUGUCCAGAAUCCCAGUCAGAUCUUUACGUCUUUGUGCUGUUAACAACCGCUCUGCAGUGUUUCCUCUGGAGCUGUGCCCCUAAAGCUCCCAUAUGGUUGUGUCUUGAGUAUUUUUUUGUGGUUUUUAUAGUUCAAACUUAAAUUAUUGUUCAAUUGCAUCAUGUUGUAGAAUUAAUCAGAAAUAUUGGCCAGAUUUUUAUUUUUAAGUGCAUUUCUUCGCAAACCUAUAGAAAUCUGCACCAUAUUAAAAGCAAGGCAAAGCAAUUUACAAACCAACACAGCACCACAGCUUGGUUAAAUGCUGACUCUGGAUAGUGUCACCUUUCUGCCUACAUGAGCAGACUGAAAGCCUUUUGCAUGGGGAUGGGUAGAAAACAAACGUCUUCUUUUUUUUCUGUCUGAGUGCCAGUGGCCAUCGCAGCCGGCCUGUAUCUCUGCCUCAACCCUUGUAGAUCUACCAGUUCACACUUAGAAAAAACUCCCGCUUUUGAAAUGAAAUCUCUGUCAUGUGAGAUUUGCUUAAGUGGCUGCUGCAAGACUUUGUGCCUCUAGCGCUCGUUUCCACAGGAAAGUUAGUAAUUGCUGGUUCGUGUUAUCUGGAUGCACUUCAGUGUCUGAGCGCCUGGUUGAAACAUACUGUGCUUUUUCCUUCCCUGUUAUGAGUUCAAUGAUGUUUUUCCUUCAUUUUCACUGUUGUUUUGUCUCACUUGAUUUGUAUAGUUUGUUGUUUUGUACAAAAAUGAAAAGUGAAACACAAAAUAUUUAUAAUUUUUGUAUGGAGAAAAAAAAAAGAAUGUAAAAAAAAAAAGUAAACGAGAAAAUGGAAAUUAUUUUUUAUUGUGUUGGCUAUGAAGUGGAGUCCAGAAAAAAUCAUUAUAAAAAUACUGUCAUUUCAUCAUUUGUAGCUAAUGUGUGUUCACUACAGCAGCAAAGAGAGUCAACAAUAAAUCCAUUUUGAAUACAAUAACAAUA